UCCAACACAUCCCUAGAACAACUUUCUUUUUCCUCUGCUGUGUGUGUGAAUGCAAAAAAUAUAGAGUGCGCAAAUAAAUUAAUUAGAAACACCAGUACGACUCAAACGUUAAUUAAUUGGCUUGCGGCUGUGACGUAGCGCGCCUCUACACGCCAUCCGAUAAUUGCCAAAAAAAAUAGGAAAAGAAACGGGAACACCUACGCGAACGCAAUUAAAAAGUGUGAUUUUGUGUGAGUGUGCAUGCGAGUGUGUGUGUGAGCUGCUGCAGUCGACGUCGCUGCCGCUGUGCAGUAAACAAAUCUCGCAAAAAAAAAAAUAGGAGAAAAUGAAGAAAAUCCUGUCGAAAUUCGAGCGCAAUGAAAACUCGAGACUGGAAAAUUCGCACAACACCAGCUCCUCCUCAUCAAAGGAGACGAAUAGCUUUGUGGGCAAGGUUUUUACAGUGGGACGUGUCACGGUCACUGUCGAGGAUGUCCUGGCCGAAGGUGGCUUUGCCAUGGUCUUUCUGGCACGAGGCAAUGUUGGCUCCGGCUCCUCCUCUGGAAAGUACGCCCUGAAGCGCAUGUACGUGAACAAUGAGCACGAUCUGAAUGUGGCCAAGCGGGAGAUACAGAUUGCUAGCAAUCUCAGUGGCCACAAGAACAUUAUUGGUUAUGUCGACUCGAGCAUUACGCCCACUGGGAACGGUGUGUGCGAGGUGCUGCUCCUGAUGCCAUACUGUAAGCAUCACAUGCUGGCCAUGAUGAAUGCAAGAUUACACAUUGGCUUCACCGAGCCCGAGGUGCUAAACAUCUUCUGUGAUAUUGCCGAGGCUGUUUCCCGUUUGCACUACUGCCAGACGCCCAUUAUACAUCGCGACCUUAAAGUGGAGAACAUUCUGCAAACGGAUGCGGGCAAUUUUGUGCUCUGUGACUUUGGCUCGGCCACAGCCAAAACGUUGAAUCCCCAGCAGCACGGCGUCACUGUGGUCGAGGAGGAGAUCCAAAAGUACACCACACUCUCCUAUCGGGCGCCCGAAAUGAUCGAUCUGUACAGCGGCAAGAGCAUCACCACAAAAGCCGACAUUUGGGCACUGGGCUGCAUGCUGUACAAGCUGUGUUUCUUCUCCCUGCCCUUUGGGGAGAGCACACUGGCCAUACAGAAUGGACAGUUUGCCAUACCGGACAGCUCCAAGUACUCGAAGGGCAUGCAUCAGUUGAUCAAAUAUAUGCUGGACACGGAUCUGGAGCAUCGCCCGAACAUUUGGCAGGUGUGCGAGGUGGCAUUUCGACUCGCCGGCAAGGACAAUCCAGUGCAGAAUUUGCAUAAAACACCCAUUCCAAAUUUUGACCAGCUGCUGGUGCCGCCUUUCGAAUCGGAGGCAAAGCGGAUCAUUGCUGCCGCAUCCAAGGCAGCCAAAUCACAGAAUGUGUCGAUUAUAGAGGCAGGCACAAGCGUGGCUCCGCGCUCCAGGCCCAAGGGCUCCAGUUCCGUGCAUGGCGGGAAUGCCUUGGGUCUCGGUCUGCCGCCCAGUCCCUCGCCACGUCUGAACAUCACUUCACCGCAGCCCCAGAACCAGCCUGUUGUGGAACAGUUUCAGGCAAAUUUCCCAGUCAUGCCGUGCGCAGCAGUUCCUCCUCCUCCUGCUCCUCCUGCAGCUGUGGCACCGGCUGAAACUGUUGUGGCAGCAGCUGGAGCAACCAACAAUCUAUUCGAGUCGUCUGGCUAUCCGGAUCCAUUUAAUGAACCAGCGCAGGCCACAGCAGCAGCAGCGACUGCAGUAACAGCAGCAUCAGCAGCCACUGUUCCAGCCCCCGAGGAGCCACCCAAACAGGAGGAGGUUCAGGUGGUGGCGGCGGCUGUUCAAGAGUCUCUGGUUGUCUCUGGCGGCACACCCACAAAGCUUAUGCUAACGCCGCCCAAGCCCAGCGGCGUUGGGGGACAUCGGCGCAAUGUUAGCGAUACAUCAGCAUUCAAUAAAACGUUUGCCAAUGAGACAAGCCAGUUUUUGGCCCCAUUCAACAACAAUCUGGUCAGCAUGGGCGAUGGACCACAGACCACAUUGGCAAGUGCCACCUCCAAUCCGGGUAUAUUUGCCUCGUCUGCCUCGAUAUCGAUCAGCGAAUUGUCACGUCAGUCAAUGGAUAAGCGUGUGGAGGCCUGGAAUCCGUUUGAGGAAGAGCAGCCGUUUAGUCAGAUGACCGAAGAUCAUAUAUUCGAGGCUGAAUUCGACAAGAUACGUCAGCGUGGCAGCCAAGGCAGCAUAACAGCCAAAUCGGCAUCCACAACAUCCACACUGACGCCCACUGAGCAGAGUGCAACGGUUGUGCCUGCCCCGGCCACAGCUGCAGCUACAGUCACGGCUACUUCUGUUUCGCCACAUCCGCCACAGGUAUCCGAGGAUCCGUUUGGUUCGGCGCCAUUCAGCUUGCCACCCGGACUGCGCGAGAAGGCCACCAGUUCGCUGCGCAAAACCGGAGCGAAAUUCAUCAGCUGCUCCUCGGGCGGAGGCGGCGGUGGAGGCGGAGUCUCGUCCAGCAGUCUGACUGGCGGUGCCAAUGCCUCGUCCAAGUGGCUGCUGUCGCCCACCCUCGAGAUGUCCAGCGAGGAGAAGACAUCGCUGAUCAGCAAACUGAAGACAGACUCGGAAUGCGGACUACUGGCGAGCGGUGGUGAUGGCUCUACCAGUUUUGUUAAGCUGCCGCUGGAGGAUCGCAACAAGUACGAGAAGCUGAGGAGCAAUGAUCAGCCCACUUCCGAUGACUCCGACUCUGGAACGGAGUUCUUUCAGCAGGACAGCGACGAGGGCGGCGGCGGCGGUGGAGGCAGCGCCAAGAAGGCGGCCAUCUUUAAGCAGAUGCAGCUGGUGACGAGCAACAUACCCGAGACCAUUCACAAGAUCCAGCAGGUGGCCUACCACAAGGUGGACAAGACCUCCAAUCUGCCCAUCGUUAAGAAGCUGCGCCAGACGACCAAAAAGCCAACGACUGCUGCCCAUCAGGCGGCCCAGCAGCUGAACAUUAUGGCCGCUGCCGUGGCUGCCCAGGCCCAGGAGGCCCGGGAUGCCGAGGCCAAAGCAGACUCUGAUGGGGAUUCAAUUGGUUCAGCCAGCGAUCUGCGGGCCGAGGAUGAUGAUCUGUUCGACGAGAAUCCACGUCAGACACAGACCAAGCUGCGUCGCCCGCUGCCCAUGGAAAUGGAUGGCAUCAGCGAGAGUGUGAAGACGUGCAGCAGCUCGGCCUAUCAUGCCGAAUGCGAGAGCGUGACGACCCAUGAGGACGAUCGGAGUCGUGUGGUGGUCAAGGUGCGCUUGCGGAAAAAGGAUCGCACGGUGGCGGCCAGUGGCGAUCUCGCGGCUGUUGGCGUGGCCUCCGAGGAGCUCAGUCCCACGUCCAGCGAUCUGUUGCACAAGUUCGGUGAUAGGCCGCUGCUCCUCGACGACGAACUGGACUAUGGCUCUGGCGAGAGCAAGAGCAGCACAGAAUCUCUCAAACAGCAGCAGCAGCAGCAGGAGCAGCAAGACCAAGACUUGGAUGUGUUUGCCAUGGCUCCGUUCAAGCUGCCCGUGGGUGUGCCCAUCAAGCGUAAGGCCAAGCCCAAGCCGAAACCCAAGCCAAGUGAGCCGGAAAUGUGGACAUCAACGCCAGUCAAGGGUCACGGCGCUGCAGGGGAGGGCAAUCAGGCAAAUUUUGCCAGCUUUCCGGCACAACUAACGCCCACGCCUUCACGGGAUACGACCCAAUUGGAUGAGUUCAAUGAGCCUGUAUUCAAUCCCUUCCAGGAGUUAAAUGCUGUGGAGCAGCAGCAGCAGCGGCAGCACGAGGACGAGGAUAGCAAUCAAUGUGAUCUCUUUGGCUUGGAACCAUUCCCACAGGUAAUUCGUAAAUGUAUUGAUGUACCACAACCAGCACCCAUCGAACAGAACCCGUUACCGCUACCGCUCCAUCAAUUUCCCAGCCACCAGAACAACAACCACAACAACAAUAAUAAUAAUAAUAUCAUCAAAGUGCCCGCAAACGGGCCGGCAACAGCCACAAUUUCGGCACCAGCAACAGCUUCAGUGUCCGUGUGUGCGGCGCCCCAACUGGUGACCAUAAAUCACUCGAUCAUUAUCAAUAAAACCCCAGAGCCGGCACAGCCGUUGAUUAACCACAACAAUAAUCAUACGAACAAAUUGAGCGGACCAAGCAGUGUCUAUGUGAAUGUGCCGUCCUACAGCACCAAUACCCAGCCCCAGCCACAGCCACAGCCCCAGUCCAUCUCUGUGCUGUCCAUAGCACCUCCUGCAAACGCCUCAGCCGCCGUUUUACCGAUAGCCGCACCUGUUGUACCAGCUGCAGUCUCGGUGACUUCGGUGACGGUUCCACACCUAAGACCAUUGCUGCCCAUCGCUGAUAAUGCCUAUGUGCAAAUCUCUCAAGAUCGCUGCUCCGACUUUACGCCCGAUAACGAGGAGGAGCCCGUGGUGUUGCGUGAUGCCGCCGAUAUGGUUGCAGACAUCGCCGACCUCACUGCUCCCAUCGCUGCAGCCAAGCCCAAGAAGGAGAAGUCCCAUCUGGCUGUGAGGGUGCUGCCGGGCAAGCUCACACAAAAGGUCAAGGGACACUCGUACAAGAAGGUCAGCGCCGCGGCACUGGGAUCGACCAGUUCCCUGAGCUCCGGCAGCAAGCAGAAACAUCAACGCCUUCAGUAUCAAUCCCACGACGACGAUGACGAUGAGGAUCAGGACGAGAAUCGAGCCGCUACCAGCCGCAAUUUCCAAUCGAACACCAUUCAGAGCUCGGCCAAAACGGGCUUCAGCAACAUGAGCUUCGAGGACUUUCCCUCCGACCAGGAGAUGGAUCGUCUGUCCAAGACCAUACCCUUCGAGGUGGUGCGCAAUGAGAAAAUGCUGCUGGAGGCUGAGAAGAAGUUCGGGUCGCUCAAGCGGCGCAACAAUCUUUUUUCCUAGACAAACAAACAAAACUGAGGCAGGGACGGGACCUGACCUAUCCCGAAUCUAUCCUUAUCAGCGAGUGGAAUUUUUUCGAGCGAAGAGACCUUAGACUGAGUGUUUCCAAAAUAAUAUUUGGCAUUUUGUUUUUUGCUUUUCUUAGUUCGAUUUUUGGCUCUAUUUUUUUCGCAUAUUUUUCGAUUUUUCGCCGUUUGUUUUCCGUGUGUUCAAUGAAGAAAUUACUGUAUUUUUGGAGCCUAGUAUUUGCGAUGGUAUUUUAAACGAGAUCUUAGACACAAAUGUUGAGAAUGGAUCCAGACAAAUUACAAUACAAUACAAUAUAUAUUACCUACAUAUAAUUGUUAUUUAGUGGAAAAUGUAAACUAGAAUUAGCCCGUUUAUAAUAACCGAAAAAAAAACUGGAAAUGUUUUAGAAUUUAUACAAUGCGUAAGUUGUACCAAAGUUACAUUUAUUUUGUUUUUUCGUGUGGCAUUUUCAGCAUUUUGAAAUUCCCCCUUGCCCCCAACACCCAUUAUUUAUUUAUACAAGAAAAGUAUGUGAUUAUAAUCCCAAUAACCCAAAAAAGCAACUAAAACUAAUUAAUUAUCUAUUAAACAAGCAACAUUCAUCUAACAACCCCAAGGUAUUUAAGGUUAAUAUUAUGUAUGAAUAUUCUACCCAAUAUUGAACAACAACAAACAUACUUGAAUAUGUUAGUACUCGAUUUGUUUUGCAUAUGUAUUAUCUCCGACUAUAUAAAAUAUGCGUACUUUAUUUAUAUUUUAAA
This is a messenger RNA of Drosophila obscura, 5700 nucleotides long. Its product is annotated as AP2-associated protein kinase 1. The record is from RefSeq and is a predicted model, not a curated record. Bases 326 to 4930 code for a protein of 1534 amino acids. Lineage: Eukaryota; Metazoa; Arthropoda; Insecta; Diptera; Drosophilidae. Gene Ontology annotation, cellular component: cytoplasm. Gene Ontology annotation, biological process: protein phosphorylation; regulation of clathrin-dependent endocytosis; positive regulation of Notch signaling pathway. The transcript is spliced from 9 exons. Gene Ontology annotation, molecular function: ATP binding; AP-2 adaptor complex binding; protein serine/threonine kinase activity.